AUGUAGUGUGCAUCACUGAUUAAAAAACAUCCGUUGUCAGUCUUUAUUCUUUGGGUUUAUUAAUUAUAAAUAUUUUACAUAACUAUUAUCAAAACUAGUGAACAAAUUGAUGUAUCAAAACUUUGUGAAAAUGAAAAUUUUCAUUUGAAUGAUUUUCUCACAUGAUCAGAUGAAACAUCUGUAAGCGCAAGUGAAAAAUUGAAGGAAUCUAUAUAAAAAUGUCACAAGAAAAGUGAAAUUGCUAACCACAGCUAUUUUUGGCCUUCUAAGGCACGUAGAAUUCAUUUAUUUCUUGUCUAGUGGUCAAGAAAAGAUUUAAAGAUAAAAGAGAACCAGGUGGAAUUACGGCGGCCAUUUAACUCGAACACAUGUAUAUGAGAUUAACCCACACAGCACCGAAGAUUUCCUGAAACUCGACAGGGCCUCGUUCAGCGAGAAUUAUUGGGUCUUGUUAGAAGGAGGGAAUAAAAGCAAGAGAAAAACAAAGUUCGACUGGUUGGUGAAUGGUUUUGCAGAUAGACUCGGUGUGGGGCUGGGCGUCACCCCCGCUGCGCCUCCAGGUAGCCGGGGGGACUCGCGGCUCUUCGGGGAGCGCGGGUAUCAGUGCCCAAUCCUCCCAGAGGAUGGGCGAAAUGGUCGUUGAUCGCGCUCCCUCACCAGCACGCCUCAGUCAUACCUCCGAGAAACAUCCCAGAGCAACACUCACCGAACUCAAUGUUCUACGCCGUCAUCGGGAACUCUGCGACGUUGUUUUAAAUGUUGGUUCGAGGAAAAUUUUUGCACAUCGUGUCAUUCUCUCCGCAUGCAGUCCGUACUUUAGAGCAAUGUUUACUGGCGAAUUGGCUGAAUCGCGGCAGACUGAAGUCACGAUUCGUGACAUCGACGAAAUGGCAAUGGAGUUGCUGAUAGACUUUUGUUACACCUCGCACAUAAUUGUUGAAGAGGCGAAUGUCCAAACACUACUGCCUGCCGCGUGUCUCCUGCAAUUGGCGGAAAUUCAAGAUAUUUGCUGUGAAUUUCUCAAACGACAAUUGGAUCCUUCAAAUUGCUUGGGAAUUCGAGCGUUUGCCGAUACGCAUUCUUGUCGAGAAUUAUUGCGUAUUGCCGACAAGUAUACGCAACAUAAUUUUCAAGAGGUGAUGGAGAGUGAGGAAUUUCUACUAUUACCAGUGGGCCAAUUAGUCGAUAUCAUAUCGUCCGAUGAAUUAAAUGUGCGUACGGAGGAGCAGGUUUUUAAUGCCGUUAUGAAUUGGGUUAAGUACAAUGUUUCCGAAAGACGUCAACAUUUGGCACAAGUUCUUCAACACGUGCGACUGCCACUCUUGAGCCCAAAAUUUCUCGUGGGAACGGUUGGGUCUGAUUUGCUAGUCAGAUCGGAUGAUGCGUGUCGAGAUUUGGUGGAUGAAGCGAAAAAUUAUCUUCUUCUGCCGCAAGAGCGGCCAUUGAUGCAAGGACCGCGAACGCGACCAAGGAAACCAACGAGACGGGGUGAGGUUUUAUUUGCAGUUGGUGGAUGGUGUUCGGGCGAUGCGAUCGCCAGUGUCGAGAGAUUCGAUCCAAACACGGCGGAUUGGAAAAUGGUGGCGCCAAUGAGCAAGAGAAGGUGCGGAGUCGGUGUCGCAGUUCUCAAUGAUUUGUUGUAUGCGGUUGGUGGUCACGAUGGACAAAGUUAUUUAAAUAGUAUCGAAAGAUAUGAUCCUCAAACGAAUCAGUGGUCGUGUGAUGUUGCGCCCACCACGUCAUGUAGAACGAGUGUUGGAGUCGCUGUCCUGGACGGGUUUCUUUACGCUGUCGGCGGACAAGAUGGAGUUCAGUGUCUAAAUCACGUUGAAAGAUAUGAUCCCAAGGAAAACAAAUGGUCGAAAGUGUCGCCAAUGACGACACGAAGACUUGGUGUCGCGGUCGCUGUAUUGGGUGGUUAUUUGUACGCGAUCGGCGGUUCGGACGGUCAAUCGCCAUUAAACACUGUGGAGAGAUAUGAUCCGAGACAAAAUAAAUGGUCACCCGUUCCUUCUAUGUCCACGAGGCGAAAACAUCUUGGCUGUGCUGUAUUUAAUAAUUUAAUUUACGCCGUUGGCGGACGAGACGAUUGUAUGGAACUUUCUAGCGCUGAGCGCUACAAUCCUCACACCAAUUCCUGGAGUCCAAUUGUUGCCAUGACUUCAAGAAGAAGUGGGGUCGGAUUAGCGGUAGUGAAUGGUCAACUUUAUGCAGUUGGCGGUUUCGAUGGUACAGCAUAUUUGAAAACAAUUGAAGUAUACGAUCCAGAGCAAAAUCAGUGGAGACUGUGUGGCUGCAUGAAUUAUAGGAGACUCGGAGGUGGUGUAGGAGUGAUGAGAGCACCACAAACUGAAAACUAUAUUUGGUAGCUCAGGCCCCCCUCUUCAGUCCACUCGGCUGAAUCUCCAGUAACCCCGGUGACUCCAGUAACACCAGUUACACCCCCGGCACAAGUGUCAGCGCCAACUGUUACUACAAACACUAGAAAACGUUAUCGUCGUUCAAUGAGCAUUAUUUAAAUCGCGAUAACAAUUUUCAAAGACUUUUUUUCUAACAGCUUCACAUCAUCCAUUUCCCUUCUUCUUUCUUUUAUUCUUCUUUAUCAUUCAUUUUCAUUUUUCUACAAAAAAUUCCGUUUUCUCAGAUUACUCUCUUUUCUACAGUAUCUUUCUUCAUGCUUUCUUUUUAAUAUAAAAGAUAAAAGACUUUUUUGCACAUAAAUUUUAAUAAGUUAAAUUUAUUAAAUUAAUCUUUUAAAAAAUUAGUAAUAUGAAUUAAAUUUUUAUUUAAUUUUAUAAAAAUACGCUUUUUUUCGAUACGCUUGGCAGGUUUUUCCAUCGAAUAAAACUUCGGAGAAAAACUUUUGUGAUUUCACUUGAAAAAAAUACAGAAUGACGGACGAAUAGAAAAAAAUUAUUUCAAAAGACUUGAUGGCUAAUAAAAUUAGUCAAACUAAUAUGUACAGCUUCCAUUUCGUCUAGGGACGAAUUGACUUUUAAUAUUUAAGAGAUAUUAUUUAUCAAACAAAAAAAUUUCAGGAUAUUUUUCCUAUUUAAAAUACUAAAAAUUCAUUAAAUUUUUCCAAAAAAAAUAUUGGGAUUGCAUUAAUAAAAAUUAUUUUGAGUAAUUGAAACUUUCGCUUUCCAUUUAUUACAAAAAAAGCUAAAUGCAUUUCAACUUUUCAAGAAAUCUUAAUUUUUUUUCUUAAAUUUCAACAAUCCUCGUAAUUAAUAACUUCCAAUAAUUUAAUAUUGUAAUUAAAAAUCUAUUAAAUUAAAAUUAUAAAC
This is a messenger RNA of Leptopilina heterotoma, 3287 nucleotides long. RefSeq names its product kelch-like protein diablo (gene dbo). Gene Ontology annotation, molecular function: protein binding. The record is from RefSeq and is a predicted model, not a curated record. Lineage: Eukaryota; Metazoa; Arthropoda; Insecta; Hymenoptera; Figitidae. Bases 504 to 2369 code for a protein of 621 amino acids. The transcript is spliced from 6 exons.